Messenger RNA from Hydractinia symbiolongicarpus, 964 nucleotides. RefSeq names its product protein canopy 4-like. The transcript has 6 exons. The coding region runs from base 69 to 836 and encodes 255 amino acids. The record is from RefSeq and is a predicted model, not a curated record. Lineage: Eukaryota; Metazoa; Cnidaria; Hydrozoa; Anthoathecata; Hydractiniidae.
GAUUAUGUUAUCACUCACAGAAAAAAUAUUACCACUUAUAGAGUUUCCUAUGAGAAUAUCUUUACAGAAUGAAUUGUCGUAAAAUUAUCAGGCUGCUAAGUAUUAGUUUUAUAACCAGUCAAAUAUUUCAACUGACGUCAGCAAAUAUAGAUGAAAAAUACAUUGAAGUAGAUGGGAUUAAGGUGCUGCGGGAAGAUUUCGAAAGUGCACAAAGAGAAAGGGAAAAAAACGAAAAACGCAAAAGAUCUGAGCCAACAAAUAAUUUUGAUUUAGAAAAUAUCUUAGAGUCAAAAGAAAGUUUACGUUAUUCAAAGAAAUUGCCGAAAUAUUGUCACGUGUGUAGAUUAUUCGCAGAAGACUUUAUAUCAUACCUCAAAGAACAUGGAGUAGUAAAGAACGAUUCGGACACUGCUGUAUAUAGCUACGAUGAACACUUUGCGUACGAAGCUUUUGAACAUGUUUGUAAUGGUAUGAAAGGCUAUAGAGUGACGAGACUUGAACAAUUUCGUUACACCAAAGGACCCUCUCUUCUGCGUCAAGUGUACAACGAAGCACAAAGAGGAUCAAAAAUUAAAAAAUGGGUUUACAAUACUCCUGAAGAAGAUAUCGACGAUCCAACUGGUGAAAUACGACGAUUGACAGAGAAGUGUAAACGGCUGACGAAAAAUUUCAGACGGACGUUAUUACUCUGGUUUCAGCAUCAAGAACAUGAUUUAAUUGAAUGGUUUUGCAAACAUAUCUACUUGAAAAAUAAAAAUCAAAAAUGUUUGACACAUAAAAAACUUGAUCAGGAGAAACAAGUGACGAAAGAAAAUAAUACAAAAGAUGAACUGUAGCAAUAAAGAAAUAACGAUCCUUACUGCGCAUGCGCUGAAUUUAGAUCAUCACACGAAUAAACACCACAAUAAGAAACAAAUUUGAAACGAAAAAGUCAAGAAAAAACACUGAUUAUCAAUAUAUUCAC